This is a messenger RNA of Vigna umbellata (rice bean), 764 nucleotides long. The record is from RefSeq and is a predicted model, not a curated record. NCBI's taxonomy places the organism in Eukaryota, Viridiplantae, Streptophyta, Magnoliopsida, Fabales, Fabaceae.
AUGGUGAGUGUAUUCAUUAUGAGGCGCACCGACCUCCCCGCCCGUGACCUCCGCAUAUUGGACCCUCUCCUCUCCUACCCUUCCACCCUUCUUGGCCGUGAGAGGGCCAUCGUCAUCAACUUGGAGCGCAUCAAGGCCAUCAUCACCGCCCACGAGGUCCUCCUCCUCAACUCACGUGACCCCUCCGUCACCCCCUUCGUCCAAGAGCUCCAGGCCAGGAUCCUCCGCCACCACCAGGCCUUCUCUUCCAAACAUCACGACCACCACACCGACUCCGACCCCGACCACGACCACGUCCCCGAUGCCAUCAAGAUUCUCCCUUUCGAAUUCGUGGCCCUGGAGGCCUGCCUUGAAGCCGCCUGUAGCGUAUUGGAGAACGAGGUCCGUGCUUCCCUCUUCUCUUCUUUUCAUUUCUUGCCGACAAUUUCCCUCUGUCUUUACCCUAAAUCUCUCUCUGAUGACUCACAGGCAAAGACGUUGGAGCAGGAGGCUCAUCCCGCCUUGGACAAGCUCACAUCCAAGAUCAGUACUCUCAAUUUGGAACGCGUUCGUCAAAUUAAGAGCCGAUUGGUCGCCAUCACUGGCCGUGUUCAGAAGGUGAGGGAUGAAUUGGAGCACUUGCUGGACGACGACGAUGAUAUGGCUGAGAUGUAUCUGACGGAUAAAAUUGUGGUCUCAGAGUGUGGUGAACUUUCAUUAGCUGAUGUGCUUAGUGAGAGAUUGCAAGUGGUUGUAGAAGCAAUUGAUCAGUCGUGCCAAGAUCG